CACACGCACACACACACAGUAACUGCCGAUGCCAGAGCCUGCGCUCUCAGCUCAAGCCCUCUUAAAGCUGUUUUUCUGCUGGAGAUCAGCGAGAGCUAACGACACACAGCUGCCUCCGCGGAAGACAGAAGGACAAGAGGAGAACAGAAGGAGGCGAAACUAGGACAGGAAGGAGGAGAGGACAAGAGCACGGAGGAAACAAAACCAUCAGCAGCCGCUUAACUUCGGUCUCUGUGUCUCUCCGGCGGUCCGGUGCAGUCAUUCUUCUGCAGGGAGUGUUCUCCGCUGUAGUUCAGGACUUUUUUUUGUGAGACGGGGGUUGGAAAGGAAGAAGGGUUGGAGUUCACAUGACAUAAUCGGAGUGAAUGGGUUGCCAUGGUGACUCACCCAGGGAGCCUGACCUGUGCAGAGUGAAUGGAGGGAGCGCCUUGGAUGCCAAGUCAACGAUAAACUAAAAGAGGGAGAGGAGAGAGAGGGGAAGAGGAGAGCGAAGGAGCUGUGGAUAACAGAGGAGCGGAGCAGAGGUUGAGAAUGGAGGACGGGUUUUCCAGCUACAGCAGCUUGUAUGACACCUCAUCACUGCUACAGUUCUGCAACGAUGACAGUGCGUCGGCAGCCAGCAGUAUGGAGGUCACUGACCGCAUCGCCUCCCUGGAGCAGAGGGUCCAGAUGCAGGAGGACGAGAUUCAGCUGCUAAAGUCGGCUCUGGCCGACGUGGUGCGAAGGCUCAACAUGUCCGAGGAGCAGCAGGCCACGGGCUCACGCAGAGGACCCACCAAAGCCAGGCCAAUGAUUGCCACCCUGCCCUUACGGCCCACAGUAAACAACGGGGCCCUUCUACCAAAGAAAGGCAGCGGCACUCUGCCCUCCCCAUCUGGAUGCGGAUCGAGGAAGGACACCAGCACUGCAGCCAGCAAGAGCACUGUGAGGAGAGCCAACUCAAACGAACAUGUGGGAACUCUUACACGGAAAGAUUCGGGCGACUCCAAGGGCAACCGAACUCGUGCCGGAUCCACCGGCAGCAAUUCCAGCGGCAAAAGAAGUGACGGCAAACAGAGGGAUCCAGUGUUCAAUGCAGGGAUGCGACGUGUGACCCACUGCAAAGAGGAAGGUUAUGUGAAAAUGUUCUUGAAAGGUCGCCCCGUCACCAUGUACAUGCCCAAAGACCAGGUGGACCGCUACUGCCUGGAGGCCAGAGCCGACCUGCCCAGCAACAAACUCAAACUGGACUGGGUUUAUGGUUACCGCGGCCGAGACUGUCGCUCCAAUCUUUACCUGUUGCCCACUGGAGAAACGGUGUACUUCAUCGCCUCGGUGGUCGUCCUGUUCAACGUGGACGAGCAGCUGCAGCGACACUACACCGGACACACGGAUGACAUCAAAUGCCUGGCUGUCCACCCUGAUAAAAUUACCAUAGCAACCGGUCAGGUGGCGGGCACCUCUUCGGAUGGAAAACUGGCUCCUCAUGUGCGUGUGUGGGACUCUGUUAGCCUCAACACGCUCCAUGUUCUAGGUGCAGGCUUCUUUGACCGAGCUUUGGUCUGCCUUGCUUUCUCCAAGUCGAAUGGAGGGAAUACAUUGUGCGUCGUAGACGACUCCAAUGACCACGUCCUCUCUGUCUGGGACUGGCAGAGAGAGGACAGACUAGCCGAGGUCAAGUGCUCCAACGAGUCAGUGUUUGCUGCAGACUUUCACCCGACAGACAGCAACAUCGUAGUGACCUGCGGCAAAUCCCAUCUCUAUUUCUGGAAUCUGGAGAAAGGCGUGCUGGUGAAGAAGCAAGGACUGUUUGAGAAACAGGAGAAGCCUAAGUUUGUAUUGUGCGUGACCUUCGCAGAAAAUGGAGACGCCAUCACAGGAGACUCAAGUGGGAACAUCCUGGUGUGGGGAAAAGGCACUAAUCGCAUCAGCCACGUGAUCCAAGGAGCUCACGAAGGCAGCAUCUUUGCUCUGUGCAUGCUGAGGAACGGCACGCUGGUAUCUGGAGGUAAAGACCGCAGGCUCAUCUCUUGGGACGGUAGCUACCAGCAGAUUCAAACAGUGGAGGUGCCUGAGUUGUUUGGCCCAAUCAGGACCAUAGCAGAGGGCCGAGGGGAGACGGUGCUCAUUGGGACCACCAAACACUUUGUUUUGCAAGGCAGUUUGGAUGGAGAGUUCAUGCCUAUUACGCAGGGUCACACUGAUGAGUUGUGGGGUUUGGCGGUCCACCCCUGCAAGCCUCAGUUCCUCACUUGUGGCUAUGACAGGCAGGUCUGCCUGUGGGACUCAAGUUCCCAUCACCUCGUCUGGACCAAGAGUAUGGAAGAUGCUGCCCAAUCAGCAGGCUUCCACCCAUCUGGAGCUGUGGUUGCCAUAGGAACCCAGACUGGCAGGUGGCUGGUGCUGGACUCUGACUCUAAGGAUCUGGUCACAAUGCACACAGACGGGAAUGAACAGCUGUCUGUUGUGUGCUACGGGCCAGAUGGUAACUUCUUGGCCAUCGGUUCCCACGACAACUACAUCUAUAUCUACGCCGUGGCAGAAAACGGGAGGAAGUACAGCCGAGUGGGGAAGUGCUCGGGUCACUCUAGUUUCAUCACCCAUCUGGACUGGUCAGUGGACUCCCAGUACCUGGUGUCAAACUCAGGGGACUAUGAGAUACUGUAUUGGAUCCCAUCAGUGUGUAAACAGGUUGUCAGUGUGGAGACCACCAGAGACAUUGAGUGGGCCACCCACACCUGCACUCUGGGCUUCCAGGUCUUCGGCUUGUGGCCCGACGGCUCCGAUGGCACCGACAUCAACGCCGCCUGCAGGUCCAGUGAUAAAAGCCUUCUGGUUACCGGAGAUGACUUUGGGAAAGUCCACCUAUUCUCAUACCCAUGUUCCCAGUUCAGGGCUCCCAGCCAUGUGUAUGGUGGCCACAGCAGUCACGUGACCAACGUGACCUUCCUGUAUGACGACGGCUACCUGGUGUCAACUGGAGGGAAGGACAUGAGCGUGAUGCAGUGGAGGAUCGUCUGAGGGAGCCGGCAGAAACAGACACUGUUGUUUUAUUACUGCUGCCGGGGGCCUGAAACCCAGCCGGAGCAAACUGAACUGAACUGAGCUGAACUGCACUAAACUGAACCAAACCAAACUUUAAUUAACUCAUGAGCUAAAAAAGGUGGAUCUGCUGAACUGAAGUGAAUUGACAGAAGAGGAACUCAAGGUUUUCUUCCUGAUCUGCUCUCAGAUCCCAAAUGAGACAAACUGUUGGAGGUGUUUUAUGCAGUUGCUUGAAAUACAAAAAUCCUGAAUAUUUCACCUUUUCUUUUAUCACAAUACAUGUAAAAAAAAAAGAAGAAAGUCUCUCACAUACUGUAGCCAAGUCCCCAAUGAAACAAACAGAUCAAAUCAAACUAAACAGAACCAAAGGCUCUGACUUUCUGACUGCAUGUGCAGAGUUUCACUGUUCUUGUGUUGUGGACACUCACCACAGAUGAUGGACUGAAGGUUCAUCACUGCGCUGGAGAUCCAAGAGCAUUGGAACAAAAACUGUGUACGGAAAGAAAGAACAGAGGGAUUUUCUAAUUGUUGAACUUUUGUGUAUUUUGUAUUUAACAACUCAGGAAAACACUAGUAAAGCAGAACUCGUCUUUUAUUAACAUUCACAUAUCAGGACGAGCCCUAAACACAGCUCACUAAAACAUACAGAGAGGUAUCAACUACGGUUAAUAUCAGAUUCAACUGUUCAACCAUUAUUGAUUUAUUUGCAUUGACUAAUUCUGACUGAAAACUACCAAUACAGUCGUGAUGAUCAUUAGAUACAGCAAGGUUCAGCCAGAUGUGAUGUUAAUCACCAUUUGGAACGAUCAUCCUUUAAGGGCAAUGAACAUCAAUCAGUGAGUUAGGAUUUUAACUUUUGUUUUACACUACAAUAUCUGAACACGUUCUACGUUUUUGCUUCCAGGUUUUAAAAGAGGCACGUUUCCUAUUAUUUAUUGAUUUAAGAGUCAAAUCUUUCACUUCCAAUUUCAGUUCCUUUGAGUUUUUCCCUGAAAUACAUCCGUGUUUAGUCCCUUAUGUUUACAUUUACUAAGAGGCUUGGAGCAGCUAAUGAGCAAAAUGUAGCUGAUACAGUGUUUAAAGUGUUUUCCGAUCUUUGGAAUGGGUUCUUGUGUCUUGCCUUUGCCUCGAGGUGCAAGGAAAAUGAAAAGCAAGCAUGUUUUUUUUUUGUGUGUUUUUUUUUUUUUCAACAAUGUGAAUGAAGCCUUUUAAAAUCUGCAUAUAUCUGCAUUUUACUGCACCGGGAUCACUUUAGAAAGGAGAAGGAUGAGACCAUUACACUGUACCUGUUUACGUCUGAUGUGCUGCUGAGUUGUGCACCAUCAGUCACUGGCAAGUGAUUUAACUGAACUGAACCUUCUUGAGUGUUUUUUUUAUAUAAUGCACUGCUUCAGAAUGAAAAACAUACAGCAGGUCAAUUUACCUGCAUAAUAGAAAAGCAAAUUCCCAUUUAGUACUCACCGGAGCUUUUCACGACCCAAUAACGUCUGUUUUAAAUGUUCCCAGCUGCGUUCUGUCCGUAGGCCUACUGUACGUCACACCCCUCAUCUUACUGUCAACACUAAGCCAAUAUUACACACACAUGCAUGAAUACACCAGAUUAUUUUGACAGGGGUUCAGUGGCAGAUUUAUUAGACCAUAACUGCCACUGAUAGAGGCAUGUUGGUGUUGUUUUGAAAGCCUGGCUGAUGGCUGAUUGUUGGAGUUGUGUUAUCAGGAAAACCACUCAAAUCUAUCAGCAGUGAUAUAGUUAGCACUCUAAAACGAUCGCUUUACCAUUAAACACCUGGGGCUGCAGAAUACCAUUGAACCUUUAACCAUGUCUGAAA
This is a messenger RNA of Cyclopterus lumpus (lumpfish), 4853 nucleotides long. RefSeq names its product EMAP like 1 (gene eml1). Gene Ontology annotation, cellular component: mitotic spindle. NCBI's taxonomy places the organism in Eukaryota, Metazoa, Chordata, Actinopteri, Perciformes, Cyclopteridae. Bases 532 to 3000 code for a protein of 822 amino acids. Gene Ontology annotation, biological process: microtubule cytoskeleton organization. The record is from RefSeq and is a predicted model, not a curated record. Gene Ontology annotation, molecular function: microtubule binding. The transcript is spliced from 23 exons.